Messenger RNA from Glycine soja, 912 nucleotides. RefSeq lists its product as uncharacterized. Lineage: Eukaryota; Viridiplantae; Streptophyta; Magnoliopsida; Fabales; Fabaceae. The coding region runs from base 1 to 912 and encodes 303 amino acids. The transcript has a single exon. The record is from RefSeq and is a predicted model, not a curated record.
AUGCCCCUCUACUCCAAAUUUAUGAAAGACAUCCUCACCAAAAAGGGGAAGUACAUUGACAACGAGAACAUUGUGGUAGGGGGCAACUGCAGUGCAAUAAUACAGAGGAAGCUACCCAAGAAGUUUAAGGACCCCAGAAGUGUUACCAUCCCGUGCACCAUAGGGAAGGAAGCGGUAAACAAGGCCCUAAUUGAUCUAGGAGCAAGUAUCAAUCUAAAUGCCCUUGUGAAUGUGCAAAACAAUCGGGAAUUUAAAGAUAGAUCCCACCAAGAUGACGCUUCAACUAGCAGACCGCUCAAUCACAAGACCAUCGGGGUGGUAGACGAUGUCCUAGUCAAGUUACGCCACUUCACUUUUCCGGUGGACUUUGUCAUAAUGGAUAUCGAAGAAGACACAGACAUUCCCCUCAUCUUAGGCAGACCCUUCAUGCUGACUGCCAACUGUGUGGUGGAUAUGGGAAAUGGGAACUUGGAGUUGAGUAUUGACAAUCAGAAGAUCACCUUCGACCUGUUCAAGGCAAUGAAGUACCCACAGGAGGGUUGGAAGUGCUUCAGAAUGGAGGAGAUAGAUAAGGAAGACGUCAGUAUUCUCGAGACACCACCGUCUUCGUUGGAGAAAGCAAUGGUAUAUGCUUUAGACUGUCUAACUAGUGAAGAAGAAGAAGAUCCGAAGGCUUGCUGGGAAGACUUGGAUCGACAAGACAACAUUCCUGAGGGAGAGGCCAGAUAUGAGACGCUAGAGAAGGAAGUUCCGUCCGAGAAGAAGAAGAUAGAGUUGAAGAUAUUGCUCGAUCAUAUGAAGUAUGUGUUCUUAGAGGAAGAUAAACCUAUAGUAAUCAGUAACGCACUCACAGCAGAGGAGGAAAACAGGUUGGUAGAUGUCCUCAAGAAACACAAGGAAGCAAUUGGAUGA